ACUUCUUUUGCGCUCAUGGGUUGUCUUUGUCUUCCAUCUUCACUUGUGCUGGAAAUUCAAGCAGAGAGACCCAAACAGAUUCGUUCAACUUCAACAUGGGUCUCGUGGGUAUUCUCAUGUUUGCGCUGAAUUUCCUUCACCUUCUUGCAUGGCCUCUAUUGGCUUUGGGGUAUCCUCUAUUUGCUUCGAUCCGGGCAAUUGAAAGGGAUUCAAAUUGGGAGACAAAGAAGUUGGUGACAUAUUGGAUUUCCUUCUCUUUGCUUUCACUCUUUGAUCAUUCUUUCGUCAACCUCCUUCAAUGGAUAAAGUUCUGGCGUCAUAUUAAGUUAAUGAUCAUUUGCUUGCUGGUUAUACCCUAUUUCAAUGGUGCUUUUUACGUCUACAAUCACCUUGUUCGUCCAUACCUCUUACUUAACCCACAAGUUAUUGUUGAUGAAUUCCGUAAGUGGAUGGUGCUCUUAUGCAAGAGAGAUCAAUUUCUAGCUGAGGCAGAGAGAUAUAUCAAAGGGAAUGGACCUAAAGCUCUUGAGAAACUCAUUGAUAAAGAGUUUGAGACCCAAAAGCCUAAUGUUGACGUGGAAGAGAUCAAAGCUAUUGCAACUGCUACAGAGAAAAAAGAAGUGGAGUGGUCAAAUGAGUACAAUGAUCCAUCCCUGCGGGAAGAAUUAUUUCCAGCAAUCAUUGAUGGAUCAUACAGCAAAGAACCUGAUAUACUGGAGAUAGAUAAUAAAGCUGUGGAAGUAACAGAGAAAAAGGAAGUGCCUGCAGCCAACCAGUUAACCACUGAAAGUGAAAAAACAUUGAAUAUACACCUUCAAGAGAAGAAACACAAGGCUACUUAUGAGGCAUUGAAAGCAAAGAACCAGUCGAACAUUAUCAAUUUUGGGUCUGUUUUACCGGUAUUGGCUUCAACUAUAAAGACAACUUAUCAGCCGAUGGAGAAUCCACAAAAGAUUGAAUCUACCAAUGGAUUUAGAGGGAGCACUACUACAAAUCAUGAUGAAAAAGGGCAAGGCCAGCCAAAGAGUGUCUUGUCUUCAACUGCAAAGGAAUCUAAUCAGCCCACAAAACAGAUUUUUGUACCGGAGCGUAGUCUCGAUCCAACUGAUAACAGAACAUCAACCACUAUGGAGAUUGAAGGACCAGAUGUGGCAGUUGCAGCACCCAGAGAACUUCCUGAUAUACACGUGUUUAAGGAAGUUCAAAAAGAGUGGACUUGUGCUAUAUGUCAGGUAACCACAACAAGCAAAAUAACCUUGAAUAUGCACCGUAAAGGGAAGAAACACAAGGCCACUAUUGAGGCACUGAAAGCAAAGAAACAGACAAACUUUGGAUUGAAACAAAAGAUUAUCCUUACUGACAAGGAAAAAACACAAGGCCAGCAAAAGAAUGCGAAGAAAGAAGCUAUUUUUGUGAAGAAUUCCACUUUCAAGUGCUACAUCUGUAAUGUAAACUGCACUGGGAAGGUCGACUUGGAUUCUCACUUAAGAGGGAAAAAGCACUUGGAGCAGGUUCAAGUACUAAUGGGAAAAAUUGGGUGAACUUUAGGUGAUUGCACCAGCUAAAGUUGACUCACAGCUGAUAAACUUUAUUUUGGAUUAUGUUGAAUUGAUGUAUUUGCAUCAGCAUACCAAUACUAGAUGUGAAAUGGCACUGAAAUAGGAUUUCGUUGUGAACCAUCUGUUAAAAAUGUACCAAAAUUUAGAAAUAACAUUUGUGGUUGCAUAUGAGAAUAC
Molecule: messenger RNA, 1736 nt
Organism: Corylus avellana
Lineage: Eukaryota; Viridiplantae; Streptophyta; Magnoliopsida; Fagales; Betulaceae
Source: RefSeq, a predicted model, not a curated record